AUGCCAACUGAAUCUGGUAGCUCGAAGGUCAAUGUAGUGACUGUGGGACAGAAAAGAAAGUCUGUCGCUAAGAAGGUGAACACUAAGCCCAAAACUGACAAGGGCAAGGCUAAGAAAUCAAAGGCCAACAAACCAUGUUGGUCUUGUGGACAGAUUGGUCAUUGGAGUAAGGACUGUCCUGUAAAGAAAGCAAAGAAAGCUGAGGUGGUAGCACAAGCAAAUACUGUGCUUGGAACCACUGAUGGGCCUGUGCUUAACAUGGUUGUUGGUGAGGCUGUUGCUUCUGAAACCAAUGACGGGCUCAUGGGAUGACAGUGACGAUGGGGAAUGCUAGUGCGGCUCAAGUUCGUGGAAUAGGAAACGUGGACCUGAAGUUUGCUUCAGGGCGUGUUCUAUCCCUUACUAGAGUGCAUCAUGUUCCCGAGAUUCGUAGAAAUAUUAUUAGUGGAAGUUGUUUAGUUAAAAAUGGCUUUGAACUUUCUUUAAAGUGUAAUAAAGUAGUUAUUACUCAGACUGGUGUGUUUUUUGGCAAGGGCUACUUGUCAGACGGCUUGUUUUUAAUAAAUGUGGAGCCUGUUUUAGGCGGUUUUAUUAAUGAUAUUGCUUCUCCUUCUGUUAAUAAUAUUGAAUCAUCCGAUUUGUGGCA
Daucus carota subsp. sativus is the source of this 646-nucleotide messenger RNA. RefSeq lists its product as uncharacterized. The transcript is spliced from 2 exons. Gene Ontology annotation, molecular function: nucleic acid binding; zinc ion binding. NCBI's taxonomy places the organism in Eukaryota, Viridiplantae, Streptophyta, Magnoliopsida, Apiales, Apiaceae. The record is from RefSeq and is a predicted model, not a curated record. The coding region runs from base 1 to 312 and encodes 103 amino acids.